Mytilus trossulus (common blue mussel) is the source of this 3172-nucleotide messenger RNA. RefSeq names its product aminopeptidase N-like. The transcript is spliced from 21 exons. NCBI's taxonomy places the organism in Eukaryota, Metazoa, Mollusca, Bivalvia, Mytilida, Mytilidae. Gene Ontology annotation, biological process: peptide catabolic process; proteolysis. The record is from RefSeq and is a predicted model, not a curated record. Gene Ontology annotation, cellular component: cytoplasm. Bases 111 to 2978 code for a protein of 955 amino acids. Gene Ontology annotation, molecular function: peptide binding; metalloaminopeptidase activity; zinc ion binding.
CAAAAAGUAAUAUCGGAGAGAGUAUUUUAGUUUUCACUACGACUGCAAGUUGUUUUAUUAUCCAUAUGAAUUGAUGUUACACAUAAGAAACAUUAUAUGUCGUAAGGAUCAUGGCAAAUAUCAGUGAUCUGAGAAAGAGAGGUUGUUUCGUCACUAACCUUAUAGGACUUCUGUUGGUAAUACUGGUUAUAUGUCUGCUAGUGGUAGUGGCAGUCUUGGUUUAUUUUACAACGUUGGAUAUUAAAUGUUCUUCGUCGAAUGAUGAAUCAGAUGGGAAGGUACUGCAUAAAUCGCCGUCUGUUGAGAGGAAUUUUCGACUACCACCCAACUUGUACCCGACUGUUUAUACCGUUGAGAUUCAGCCAUUUAUCUAUGGGGACAACUUGAAAGACUUUUUCUUCUCUGGUCACGUUGGAAUAGAAGUAGAAUGCAGGUCAUCAACAAACGAAAUUAUUCUUCACAGUAAAAUGUUAAAUAUUACAGAAAAUUCUAUCGAAAUUCGUGCGAGCGGAAGACAGAACGACACAAUAAAUUCUACUUUAGAAUAUGAUACAAACAAUGAGUUCAUAAUACUGAAACUGAGUAGAUUGAUGGUAGCAGGAAACAGAUAUACUGUAGAGAUGGGAUUCGAUGGACAUUUCUCGGAAGAUUUAGUUGGAUUGUAUCUUAGUUCGUAUGUUCGUGACAACUCUACGGUAUUUCUUGCUACAACGCAAUUUGAAGCUACUGAUGCCAGAAGAGCAUUUCCAUGUUUCGACGAGCCCGCAAUUAAAGCAAAAUUUAAUAUAACUCUCGUCAGGAAAAACCAUAUGACGUCCUUGUCAAAUACUCGUAUUAAUUAUCAAGAAAAUAGAACGGAUGAUUGGGUUGCUGACCAUUAUGAAGAAACCCCUUUGAUGUCAACUUAUCUCUUGGCCUUUAUUGUUUGUGACUUUCAAUACACCAGUGACGUCACCAAGAACAAUGUACUAUUUAGGUCAUGGGCAAGGAAUGAAGUAGUGGACCAAACGCCUUAUUCAUUGAAAGUUGGAAUGAGCAUCUUAACAUAUUUUGAGAACUUUUUCAAUAUCAGUUUUCCUCUAGCCAAGACAGAUAUGAUAGCUGUUCCAGAUUUUCAAGCAGGUGCAAUGGAGAAUUGGGGUCUUAUUACAUACCGUGAAACAUCUAUGUUAUAUCAUCAUCUGGAAGACUCGGAGUCCAGGAAAGAAAUAGUUACAAGUAUAGUAUCUCAUGAACUGGCACAUAUGUGGUUUGGUAACUUAGUAACCCCAUCAUGGUGGGGAGAUAUCUGGCUGAAUGAAGGAUUUGCUAGUUAUUUUCAACACCUUGGUGUAGAUCAUGUUCACCCAGACUGGAACAUACUAGAGUUUUUCACUUCUACUAUUCACCGAGCUAUGACCAUGGAUAGUCUGGUGUCCAUACAUCCUGUCUUUGUAAAUGUGUCGGACAAUAAACGGAUCGAGAAUAUGUUUGAUACUAUUACCUAUAGCAAGGGUGCGUCUAUAGUUCGUAUGAUGAGGUUCUUUCUAGGAAAACAAACAUUUAAACGAGGACUACAGCGUUACCUGAAGAACCAUCUAUAUGGCGUUACUACACACGAUGAUCUGUGGUAUUCAUUGGGCAACCAAAGUAAAAUUGACAGAAAUCCUAAAUUCAUUCAAAACAUAAAACACAUAAUGGAUACAUGGGUAAUGCAAAUGAACUACCCAACUGUGUUCAUCAAACGGGAUAGCGAUGACCUUGUCCUCACGCAAUCACGAUACCUUUUGGACACAGAAGCCAUUGAUCCCAGCACAUAUAAAUCCACAUUUGGAUAUAAGUGGGUUAUACCUGUGACGUUUACUACAAGUCUUAAUUUACGUUUUAUUCAAUCAGCUACGGACAUAACUUGGAUGGAUAUACAUCAUUCAGAUGUAACCAUCUCCAGUGCAAUGAGUGGGUCAUCGUCCAAUGAUUGGUACAUAGGAAAUGUAAUGCAGAACGGCUACUACAGGGUGAAUUAUCCGGAGGAGAACUGGAUCAAACUUAUCCAGCAACUCAAAACAGACCAUACGAUUAUUCCUCCUAUUAAUAGGGCACAGAUAAUAAACGAUGCAUGGAAUCUUGCUAAAUCAGGAGAUGUGAAUACUUAUAUUGCAUUGCAAACCUUAGACUAUCUGGCAAAAGAGGAUAACUAUGUACCAUUAAGAGCUGCUUGGACGGAAAUAUUGUAUCUACGUGAAGCUGUCAUUGAAACAGAUCUUAACAGUACAUUUUUGAAAGUUGUAAAGAGAAUAUUUUCGAAGCAAUUCAAUAUGAUUGGAAUGGAUAAUACAGGUGCUGGGCAUACAGAAACAAUGACACGACGUGCGAUUGUUCGUUUUGCAUGUUUCUAUGAGAGCGAGGAAUGUAUUCGAAACUGUACAGAUAUCUUUAAAAAGUAUAUGGACAAUCCAGACGAAAAUCCAAUCGACGUCAAUCUACGUUGGACUGUUCUUUGUACAGCUGUUCGAAAUGGUGGUCUUAAGGAAUAUGAACUUCUAGAAAGAAAGUAUAAAGCAUCGGAUAUUUCAUCAGAGAAGUCUACACUUCGUUACGCCUUGUCGUGCAGUAAAGAUGUAAACAUUAUACGAAGGUAUUUGAAAAACAUUUUGCAUACUGAGGACGUUCCAAAGGAAGAUGCCGUAAAAGCUGUUCUACAUAUUUCUACAACAGAAAUCGGUCGUCUGCAAGCGUUAGAAUUUAUCAAGGGAAAUUGGGAUGUUAUUUUUAAUAGACUGGUUAAAAGCGCAAAAGAGCAAGAAAAAUUAUUGUCCGGUAUUUACGAUAUGACGAGGACAGCCGAGGAAAUAAAGAAGUUUGCGUACUUGAUUAAAGAUUCCCCGACGAUGAUGAAACUAAAUCAUAAGCCAGGGGUAGAACAAUCGAACAGCAGAUACAAAUGGAGCAAAAGGAAUUAUCAUAAUAUCAAAAAGUGGUUGCUGGACCAAAACAUUUGAGAGUCCAUAUCUCUACCGUGUUUCAUCAGCCCUUGAACUAACCUGUUGCGAUGAUCUGACUUUUAAGUAACAAAUAAGUUGUCUGCAGAUAAAGUUGGUGCUUUUCUAUUAGACAAUUGAUAAAUUGUAAUAUAAUAGUACUGUAUUAUUUAUAUAUUGAAUGAAGAUAUGUGAAAAGUAGGUUAACAGAUGUA